Messenger RNA from Suncus etruscus (white-toothed pygmy shrew), 2934 nucleotides. RefSeq names its product dynein axonemal intermediate chain 4 (gene DNAI4). Lineage: Eukaryota; Metazoa; Chordata; Mammalia; Eulipotyphla; Soricidae. Gene Ontology annotation, biological process: cilium movement. The transcript has 20 exons. The record is from RefSeq and is a predicted model, not a curated record. Gene Ontology annotation, cellular component: axonemal dynein complex. Gene Ontology annotation, molecular function: dynein heavy chain binding; dynein light chain binding. The coding region runs from base 1 to 2934 and encodes 977 amino acids.
AUGCAUCGGAGGAUAAUGAUGAUGAUGUCUCCCCCCUCCUCAACCCAACCUCAGAUCCAAGCUCUCUGGCCGCCCUGCAACUCUGUCCUGACUCGCCUGGAUUCAGCCAAGACUCGCUGCUGGGUUGGGUGCAGGAUCACCCCCUUUCCUUCUAGCCCCUUGGGUCGAGCUGACUUCGGGGUGUGGGUCUGGCUGCAGUUGAAGAAGUCCCCAACUUCUCUUAGUCCAGGAAAAGGAGCUCAAAUCAAAGGAUAUGCUGGUGCAAAUCAAAGCAAAUUAGGAACGUCAAAGAUAAUCUUUACAGCUGACAUGAAAGCAGAAAAAAUGAACAUUUCUGCCCCCAAAGCAGGGCCCCAGGUGUAUGAUAUGCAGGGAGUGGAUGUUACCCCGAGACCUCUGUUCCAUCCAGAUCCAGCUGCUGCAGCAAAGCCAAAUAAACUACUGACUUCACAGGAAGGAUCAUUUACAUCCGAAUUUAUCUCUUCCUAUAUUCUAUUUCAGAAUACAAUGUAUCCUAGUAUGUUCGGGCAGUUUACAAGAUCAAUUUUAGGAAGCAGUUCAAAGUCAAGUGUAUCAACUAUUGAAUCAGAUGACCUAGAAGAACCAUCCUUCAAACGGGACAGAAAGCCUAGUAGUUAUACAGACCUACGAGUUAUAAGAGCAGCACCUGGAAAAAUUACAAAAAAAGACUUGGAGGAGACUGUAGAUAUACUUCUUACAGACACGGAAACCAUCAUAUUUUUAAACUUGCCAACAGUCGUGUUCUCUACAGUGUCUGAAGAGGCGGAAAGAGUGCUUCAGAAAAACAGGAAUUAUGAAAACCUUUGUAAAAAUAGAAUAGGCAAUGACCUAUAUGUUGAAAGGAUGAUGCAGACUAUUAAUGAAUCAUUAAAGAACAAAGAUGUUCAAUGUGACAAAAUCAUAAAGGAAGAUAAAGGCAUAAUGUCCACAUCCUGGGAUUUAUAUGAUUCAUUUAAUGCUCUGGAGAUUUUAUCUGUACCAGCAAGACGAUCUCCUGCUGACACAAGAAGCAAAGGAAAUGUAAAUGCUAAAGAUUGGGACCCAAAAUUGUCACCAAGUGAAUUAGAAAAAAGCGGUGAAAGUUCUUUGAUGGAUAUGGAAAAUGUUAUUUUGGCUAAAGUCCAUGAUGAAGAAGAAGACCAGAUUGACAUACUCAUGAAAUCUGAAAAGUUUCAGCAAAACUUAUUUUUUAUGGAGCGAGUUCUAAUGGAAAACAUAUUCCAGCCCAAAUUGGCAGCUUAUCGUCAGCUUCCUAUUUUUAAAGAGCGUGAACCUGAAGAGCCUGAAAAGUUUUUAGGGGUUGAAAAAGUUGAAGAGAUUCAGGAAGAGUCAAAGAGAGAAGAGGAUGAAGAACUAGAAAUAAAUGCAGAGCCAGCACCAAUACCAGCCAAUUUGGAACGACUUUGGUCUUUUUCCUGUGACUUAACCAAAGGCCUUAAUGUGAGCAGCCUUGCCUGGAAUAAGACAAAUCCAGAUCUUUUGGCUGUUGGCUAUGGACACUUUGGAUUUAAAGAGCAAAAGAAAGGAUUGGCUUGCUGUUGGUCAUUAAAAAAUCCCAUGUGGCCAGAACGUAUAUAUCAGAGUCCACAUGGUGUUACUUCUGUGGAUUUUUCCAUCGGGUCACCUAACCUUUUAGCAGUGGGACAUUACAAUGGGAGCAUUUCAAUUUACAAUGUACAGAACAACAGUAACAACCCUGUUCUGGAUAGCAGUGAAUCUCCACAUAAACAUUGGGGACCUAUAUGGCAACUACAGUGGAUAGAACAAGAUCGAGGAACAACAGGUGAUGACAAGAGAGAAAUACUAGUUUCUAUAGCAGCGGAUGGAAGAAUCUCAAAGUGGGUUAUCCGGAAAGGACUUGGUGCUCAUGAUCUGAUGCGUUUGAAAAGAACUUCUUUUACUACCAUCAAGAAAGGACUGGAAAAGGAAAAGAAAGGGGAAGCUUUGAUCUCUAGACAGGCUCCUGGGAUGUGUUUCGCUUUUCAUCCCAAGGACACAAACAUCUAUUUGGCUGGCACUGAAGAAGGUCAUAUUCACAAAUGCUCCUGCUCAUAUAAUGAACAGUACCUAGAUACCUACCGAGGACACAAGGGUCCAGUAUAUAAAAUAACAUGGAAUCCAUUCUGUAGUGAUGUUUUCCUGAGCUGUUCUGCAGACUGGGGCAUUAUUAUCUGGCAACAGGAGAAUCUCAAACCAUUUUUGAGCUUUUACCCAACCACUUACGUUGUUUAUGACGUUGCUUGGUCCCCGAAAUCAUCCUUCAUCUUUGCAGCUGCAAAUGAGAGCAGAGUGGAGGUUUGGGACCUUCGUGUCAGCAUUUUGGACCCUCUGAUUGUGUAUGUUGCUAACCCUGGGAUCAAGUUCACAACGGUGCUCUUUGCCAAACAUACAGACUGUCUUCUCGUGGGAGACAGUGAUGGACAGGUGGCCGUGUAUGAACUAAGAAAUAUGCCUGUCACGUUGGAUACCGUCCGGAGUUUUACAAAUGAGGACCACAUGUCUGUGGGCUCCCAGGAUAUUCAAGAUGGCCAAGAUGGCCACAGGUCCAUCAAUCCAGUUGCUCACAUUCAAACUCUUCAAUGCCAACAGGAGGAUCUACUCCCCAAGGAGUUGGCUCCUUGUCUGGCACCAAGUAGUCAGUGCCAUGGAGACACCAGCAUUCAAUCCUCACUCAAAUAUUAUCAGCGGAGUCACAUCUUGUUUAUUGCUUUUGAGAUAGAGAAGCAAAAGGACCUCACCAUCCCUGGGUGGGCACGAAGAUGGCAAAUACUGAGAACUGUCACCCUGGGAAAACAACCAAACCUCCACAGUGGAGUACGACUCUGUAUUCCUGAGUUUAAUCCUGAUACUUCCCUUUUGAUUCUUGGUGACACAACAUCCCUACAGGAUCCUCGUUCCUCUAAGGCUGAUUAA